Aspergillus tanneri is the source of this 417-nucleotide messenger RNA. RefSeq lists its product as uncharacterized. The coding region runs from base 1 to 417 and encodes 138 amino acids. The transcript has 2 exons. The record is from RefSeq and is a predicted model, not a curated record. NCBI's taxonomy places the organism in Eukaryota, Fungi, Ascomycota, Eurotiomycetes, Eurotiales, Aspergillaceae.
AUGGCUCCUAUUCGAACACCCCUGGCGGAUCAUCAGGCGAUUCUCCAUGCCUACCGUCAUCUGUAUCGACAAGGGUUGAAGGUGGUCAACUACUCUACACCGUCUCGACAUGUCCUUCUCCAUACUCUCCGUUCAUCCUUCCGAUCUGGCUCCCCUCAGGAUUUCGAUCCUCAAAAAAUCGCAAACACCUUGCGCUUUCUCCAGCGAGCACGUGACGUUGCAGGAAUGGAGCAUAAAAUCGUGAAAAAUAUACUGAUUGCGCGAUACUGGGAACAGCCUAUAUUGAAUAAAGAGUUUCGGAUUUUGUAUGGACUAGGAAUUAAUCAAAAAGAGGCCAGUUUACGGGAGAGUGCUAACGAGCAAUUCAAUCUGACAUUAAUGCUCCUCAAUGAGUCUUUGGGGACUUGCCUGAGAUGA